Messenger RNA from Dovyalis caffra, 762 nucleotides. The record is from the annotation of a GenBank genome assembly. NCBI's taxonomy places the organism in Eukaryota, Viridiplantae, Streptophyta, Magnoliopsida, Malpighiales, Salicaceae.
AUGGCAUCUAUCUCCAUUUCUGCUUCAUUGCAUAGAGCCUGCAGUUCUCAUCAUCCCAUCAAUAAACAACAGCCUCAAGCCAGGACUGCAAGGUCUUUGGGAUCAAAGCUGGUGACCCAUGUUGUUACUUUAAAUGUCGAAGGCCAAAGAGGUGUGGGCACGGCUGAACAACAAGAGAAGCCUGCUUUAUACACUGAUAGUCCAAAGAAAUCCAAUGAUCAAUCGGAGAAUGGUUUGGAAACUGAACCUCCUGUUCCAAAAUUUAUCGAUGAGCGUUGGAAGAAAGGGACCUGGGAUUUAAACUUGUUUGUUAGGGAUGGCAAGAUGGACUGGGAUGGUCUAAUUGAAGCAGAAGCAAAGAGGAGAAAAAUUCUUGAAUUGUAUCCAGAUGCAUCUACAAAUGAAGACCCUGUGCUCUUUAGGAGUUCCAUUAUACCUUGGUGGGCAUGGCUCAAAAGGUCAUAUCUUCCGGAGGCAGAGCUUCUCAAUGGUAGAGCUGCAAUGGUAGGAUUCUUCGCAGCUUAUAUUGUGGAUGGAUUGACAGGGGUUGAUAUGGUUGGCCAGACAGGAAACUUCAUUUGCAAAGCAGGACUUUUUGUGACUGUCUUUGGCAUAAUCCUUUCUAGGCGAAUCGAAGAUUUCAAAAACCUGAGAAAGCUGGUUGAUGAAGCAACCUUCUAUGACAAGCAAUGGCAGGCAUCAUGGAAAGAUCAAAACGCACCAAAUACUGGCGCUUCUGACAAAAUUAUGAACAAAAUGUAG